GCUGCGUGGGGCGGGGCGCCUACCUCGACCUGGUGGCGGCCUAGGCAAUGCCGCUGUUCGUGGGUGGGCAGCGAGUCCGGCUGCCGCGGUCAGCUGCGGAGCUCGUCCGAGCGCACCCGCCACUGGAGGAAAGAGCCAGACUUCUCAGAGGUCAGUCUGUUCAACAAGUGGGACCCCAGGGCCUUCUGUAUGUUCAGCAAAGAGAGCUUGCAGUGACCUCCCCAAAGGAUGGCUCUGUCUCCAUUCUGGGUUCUGAUGAUGCCACCACUUGUCAUAUUGUGGUCCUGAGGCACACAGGUAAUGGGGCAACCUGCCUGACACACUGUGAUGGAACUGACACCAAAGCCGAAGUCCCUCUGAUAAUGAGCUCCAUAAAAUCCUUUUCUGACCACACUCAGUGUGGAAGGCUGGAAGUGCACCUUGUGGGCGGCUUCAGUGAUGACAGGCAGCUGUCACAGAAACUUACUCAUCAGCUUCUCAGUGAAUUUGACAAACAAGAUGAUGACAUUCACUUAGUGACAUUAUGUGUGACAGAGUUAAAUGACCGGGAGGAAAAUGACAAUCACUUUCCAAUCAUUUACGGCAUUGCCGUCAACAUUAAAACUGCAGAGAUUUACAGAGCUUCCUUUCAAGAUCGGGGCCCUGAGGAGCAGCUGCGUGCUGCAAGAGCUUUGGCAGGAGGCCCGAUGAUUAGCAUUUAUGAUGCAAAGACAGAGCACCUUCGGAUAGGCCCGUACUCCUGGACGCCAUUCCCACAUGUGGAUUUCUGGCUGCAGCAGGAUGACCAGCGAAUACUAGAGAACCUUUCCACUUCUCCUCUGGCCGAGCCCCCCCACUUUGUUGAACAUAUUAGAUCUACCUUGAUGUUUUUAAAAAAAUUCCCAUCUCCAGAGAAUAUACUGUUUCCUGGAAAUAAAGCUCUCCUCUACAAAAAAAAUGAAGAUGGCUUAUGGGAAAAGAUCUCCUCUCCAGGAAGCUGACAUCAGAUCAGAGUUACCGAAGAAUACGUUUUGGCCUGAGAGCCAGCCUGCACUUGCACAGCUUUACUUCCUUCC
Messenger RNA from Acomys russatus (golden spiny mouse), 1055 nucleotides. It is a transcript of the gene Ntan1, whose product is annotated as N-terminal asparagine amidase. Gene Ontology annotation, molecular function: protein-N-terminal asparagine amidohydrolase activity. The transcript is spliced from 10 exons. NCBI's taxonomy places the organism in Eukaryota, Metazoa, Chordata, Mammalia, Rodentia, Muridae. Gene Ontology annotation, biological process: ubiquitin-dependent protein catabolic process. Gene Ontology annotation, cellular component: nucleus. The coding region runs from base 48 to 980 and encodes 310 amino acids. The record is from RefSeq and is a predicted model, not a curated record.